Messenger RNA from Aspergillus aculeatinus CBS 121060, 3453 nucleotides. RefSeq names its product lipase family protein. The coding region runs from base 1 to 3453 and encodes 1150 amino acids. The record is from RefSeq and is a predicted model, not a curated record. Gene Ontology annotation, biological process: lipid metabolic process. Lineage: Eukaryota; Fungi; Ascomycota; Eurotiomycetes; Eurotiales; Aspergillaceae. The transcript is spliced from 4 exons.
AUGUCUAGACUCUUCAGUCUCCGGAAAGCAUGGAAACGGGAUGAUAUCGAGCAGGCAUACGAGCAAGUCGGUCGUGAGAAUGACACCCGCCACGUUUCAGCUACGUCCGGCUUGCCUCUCCUUCCGAGGCCGCUUGCCUCUAUGGUAUCAUUCAUGACUCAGUCGACUUCAUUAUCUCUUCGAAUUGGGUCAUUUGUCGGAGGCGCUGCGAUAGAUGGUGCGAGGACUACGACAUUGACCGGGCUGGAGCUCAGCAGAGCAAUACUAGAGGGGAUUUUGACAAGGGCUGGGCGCGAUGUUGUCAUUAGGAGCAGCGGAGAGUAUGGCAAGGCAGAAGCAGAGUCAUUACUCGAACGGAGCCUGGCUACUUUGCAUUCCACAAUAACCUCGGCAUCUUUUUUCGCCGCUGCCUCGUUUCAUUUCUCCUCAGCUACACUCUCAUCAGCAGCCAACAUGUCUCAGUCACUACUCUCCACAUUAGAUGCAACCCUUGGCUCUACUGAAUCGUCUAGAGCCAUUGCUGCAAUUAUAACCCUCUUCCGGAGCGAGCUCCGAGACCUCAACGAUUCUGAAUUCGGGACCGAACUUCGAGCCGGAAGAAUUGGUGUCGCAGAUCUAUUGGUUGGCUGUGUUGGAUUUGCACUGCUCCAGCGCUGGGGCCGAAAGAACACAGAACGGCAUGCACGCGGAAUCGGGGGUGUGGAAUCCGUAUGGGACGUGGUUAUCCUGGACAACGGCGUGAGAGCAGAUGUUGUUGGUACACAUCAAAUGGAACAGCCGAGGGCUGCUAUUGAUGAACUGCGUGACGAGACAAAUCGCUCAUCAUUCAUGAGCACUGGGAACGAUGAAGAAGUCUUCGAUGCUGUACAGCGACCAGCAAGCAUCAUUGAUUCCGCAGAAAGGUCCCACUUCUCUCUUCCCACGGAGAACUCACAUCAAAUCUCCGAUGAUGAUAUCCGCUUGUACAUCAUGAGACAAUUGCCUCAAGGUUGCCGUGCUUCUAUACAAACCGACCUGGUGCAUGCCAGGACUAUCACGGUUGAAGUAUUUGAUGAUGACGUUGGAGAAAUAGCUGCUCCACCAGGUACAAUGAUGAUCGAGGAGAGACACCAUGAUGGUAAUCUCUGCAGGUCUUCCAGCCAGGGUCAGCUUCCCAAACAUACGAUGGUUUUCAGGACCGCCUUCACCAGGUCUAACAAUGCCGAUGUGAUUGACGAAUGGGAACUUUCCCGGUCGCAUCGAAACCUCGGGGAUCCGUCGCUGAUAACCACAGACCAGCUUUCACCCGAGGAUCACUCAGAGGAUCCCACUACCAGCAAAGCUCGAAGUGUCAACCCGAACCCUGUCAAGCUUGAUCGCGGGAAUCCAGACCCUUCGUCUCUCAAUAAGCGAGCAGCCACAUUUAAAGAUAGUCCUGUGAAGUCUUCUCCCGCGAAAGGAGCGCAAAGGGUCAAGUCUAGCAAUAUUGGUAAAAAGGAUAUUGGCAAGCGCCCAUCCACGAAACUCCCUUCAGAGAAAGUAAAACCCCCACCAUCGUCCGAAAACGCGAUUCCACAAGGGAGACCUCUAAAGGGAGCAGCGAACGCGCGAAAGACAUCAGCACAACAGAGUACUACCAAAUCCGACCGCAGCGGGGCUCACGAAGCAGCAGCGACAUCCCCAAAACGCGGACCAUCAUCACCUGUAGCGAACAGAGGUUUGCCCAGAACCCCGUUGCAAGAGCAUCGUGUGAAACCCGCGGCUUUUCCAAAGACGGGCCGUCCUGAUGCCCGCGAGGGUAGUCACACAGGCAAUUCAAGAACGGAGUAUUACGCCAUGCGCGAAAAGUCAGAGGAAUCUCUUCUUAACCAGACGAAGGUGUAUGCUCAAGAACCACCAAACACACGACCCGGGUCCCCUGUCACGAGAAGAACCCAUGUGCGUAGUAGCAGUUCUCUGUCACUGACCAGGUCAGAAAGUGAUGUGACCAUCUACAUUAAUAAGGAUGGCCGUCCCAGCUCCUCUAUGUUGCACCUUCACCCUCGAGCAUCGUCCCCGAGCAUAUAUUCUCUUGCCACAGCGGGGUCUGAAACAUCACUUCUACUCGCCCAUCGUCCUCGGAAAAGUGCUUAUGAUGAUAUAGAAGCACUUCAAAGUUUGAACCGGGAUGGUACCGUGCCCGGCAUUUUCCCUGCAAAGCACUUUGUGCAGAACAUCAGACGUUUUUGCAGAUUCUCCUCGGCUUCAUAUGGAUCGCAUGCCUUGAAAGUCAUGGGUGUUCCACGCCUGACUAGUGCUCUACCCACCGAAGAGGUAUCUAGCCCGGAACAUAGUGAUUUCUCUGAUCACACAGGCUUGCCGGCUUCCACGAUCCUCUUGUCCUCCUUCGUUGACUCUGCGGGUGGAACUAACGCCGCAGGGGAAACGGAAAGCGGUAUUCCUUUAGUACACUACCUUUUCCUUGAUCAUGAAUCGAAAGCAGUUGUUCUGACUCUGCGAGGGACAUGGGGUUUCGAAGAUAUUCUGACCGACAUGACUUGUGAGUACGAUGACCUUGAGUGGCAAGGUAGGAAUUGGAAAGUCCACAAAGGAAUGCACGCUUCGGCCAAGCGUCUUCUGAUGGGAGGAGGGGGCCGAGUCAUGUUGACGAUCAGAGCUGCACUAGAGGAAUUUCCAGAGUAUGGGCUGGUACUGUGUGGUCAUUCGCUCGGGGGAGGCGUUGCUGCACUCCUUGCAACAAUGAUUUCCGAACCCAGCAGUGAUGCUUUUGGGGCAUCGUUCACAACCACUUCCUAUCAGACCACGAACUCGGGUACAUCUGAUAGCGAUGAACAAUCCUUUGGCAAAGCCUUCUUUGUGCCCCCCGGCCGGCCUAUCCAUGUCUAUGCAUACGGUCCUCCCGCGACAAUGUCGCCUUUCCUGCGUCGCGCAACGCGGGGAUUGAUCACUACCAUUGUUAAUGGUCAAGAUGUGGUUCCUUGUCUCUCGCUCGGCAUUUUGCAUGAUAUGCAUACAGUAGCUGUGGCGUUCAAGGGUGACAUCUCUGGCGCUCGCUCUCAUGUGGGAUUUCGAGUUUGGGAAGGCUUCAGGCAAAGUAUUGUGAACAAGUUUUACGUCAACGAGCCGCCUAUCCUCACACACGCCGGUCAUGGCGUAGGAGAAGAUGCGUGGGCAUGGAAUACAUUGAAGACGCUUCGUGAGGAAAUGAGCGCGCCCAAACUGCUACCACCCGGUGAGGUAUUUUUGGUGGAAACAAUGAGGGUUUUGCAGCGAAACGCUUUCACAUCUGAAGUGAGCAGUGAUGGCCAUCCAGUGUUAGGCCGGCCUGCAACCAGAGCACAAUUGAUAUUCGUUCGAGAUGUUGAAGCCUCUUUUGGAGAACUCAGGUUUGGCUCAGGAAUGUUUAGUGACCACAAUCCAGCAAGAUAUGAAGCGAGCCUUGCUGCACUUGCCCGUGGAAUUUUGGAUGAGUGA